Mesorhabditis spiculigera is the source of this 156-nucleotide messenger RNA. NCBI's taxonomy places the organism in Eukaryota, Metazoa, Nematoda, Chromadorea, Rhabditida, Rhabditidae. The record is from the annotation of a GenBank genome assembly.
ACGCUUCAUCUAUCCCUCCCUGGGCGCCUGGCUCGCCUCCCUGAUGUUCCGCAUUGUACCGAGACCGGAACCAGGGAGAUUGCCGGGAGCCACUCUUCGACCUGCCUCAAAACGUCGACAAAGUGUACCUCUUGCCCAUCAUCGACGGCCGUUUCA